Molecule: messenger RNA, 840 nt
Organism: Raphanus sativus (radish)
Lineage: Eukaryota; Viridiplantae; Streptophyta; Magnoliopsida; Brassicales; Brassicaceae
Product: ananain-like
Exons: 7
Coding region: 1-840 (279 amino acids)
Cellular component (GO): lysosome
Molecular function (GO): cysteine-type endopeptidase activity
Source: RefSeq, a predicted model, not a curated record
AUGGAAACCGGAGGAAACAGAAGAUCUGGCAAAGAUGAUCGGGGAAAGAACAAAGGCAAGAAAAGGAUGGAAAACGAAGAAGAAGAAAUAAGUGAAGAAGAGAUGCCCAGAAACAUCAUAUUUAUGGAAAAUGAGAAAAAUUCAAAAGGAAAACGUGUAAAAGUUUCUGAGGAAGGAAACGAUUGUCCUUCCAGUUGGGACUGGAGAAACUAUAAGGGAGUAAUUAGUAACGUCCUUCAGCAACAUCAUCACUUUAUAUGUUGGGCGAUUUCUUUUAUUCGAGCAGUUGAAGCCCUCUACAACAUCGGCCAGAGAGUUGAUGAACAAAGGUCCUACCUUGUGAACAAUGUCAAAGUUGGGAAGCUCGGGUUGGAAGAUCGAAAAACCCUCGGAGAUUUUGUUCAGAAAAACGGUUUGUUAGAUGAAGCGGAAUGCUCAUACAAACGGGCCAAAGGAACAUGCGCCCAUGAGAAUCCCAACAUUGAGAGAAUAGAUCGAUUGGCUAUAAUUAAUCAAGUAGAUGAUGCUGACCUUGCACGAUUGGUGUGGAGACAUCCUGUUGUUGGGGUUUUGCCUAUGUGGCCUGAUUUUGAUGAACAUAGAGAGGGUAUUUACAGACCUAGAGAGAGAGCCGGUAUCAAUCAGCUUCAUGCAGUUCUGAUUGUGGGUUUUGGAGUGGACAACAAUGGAAGUUACUAUUGGAUUAUUCAAAAUAGUGCAGGAAGAGGUUGGGGAGAAGGUGGGUUUGGUCUUAUUCACAGGGAACAUAGAAGAGGGAGACCGUCCUUAUUUGUGGAAGUCUUCUACCCUGAAAAAAGGGGCUAUCCACGUAAGAAGUAG